AAGGAACAGUAAGGAAUCCAAUGUGGAUGCUGACAUAUACAGUGACAAAAUUUUGUUUUACUGAUGCAAAAUUAGACAUGCAUGGCUAGUGCGAAUGAGAAGAACUUUCCCAUUGACUUGGAAUGGUCAUCAAAAUCUCCCAUGGCUUCAGAGAAGCCCAGCAAUGGUGUCACAUCAGCAUCAACAGGGUAUCAGACAAAAUCUGAAACCCACCUGAAGGAUGCAGAAAAUGUGGUCUUUCUGGUGAAACCUUUCAAGGUGAUUGCAUUGCUGUGUGCAUCAAUAGCACUUGUGUUGACCAUUGCAGCCAGUGGAACAAAUCAAUGGGUAACCACUGAAGGUACCAUUUACAGCAUAGGACUGUUUCAAACAUGCACUAGACAAUUUACUUGGGAGGAGUCUGGUGAGGAGGACACUGAUGAAUACGAAUGCAAAGUCAUCAUUGGUUCCCAAGGAAUAACAGGUCUUGUCUUGUGCACAAUCACAAUCCUGACCUUGUUCCUGACUGUAAUCUUCACUGGCAUGGGGAUUUAUGUUGAUGAGGGUACAAAGAAGCAGAAGUGGUACCUUGUGGCUAAAGUCUGCAUCAUUGUUUCAAUGGUUAGUUGCACAGUGGCCCUGGUAGCAUUCCCUGUGCUGAGCUCUACAACAAUGGCCGACUCCUGGAACUUUGGCUGGAGCUAUGGUGCGCUCUGUGGAGCAGACAUGUUCAUCAUCGGCGCCGCCAUCAUGCUUUUCAUCAAACGGGAAUCCGCAGAAAGGGAAAUCAGCAGGAAACCAGCCAUUGCCAAGCAAAGUCGGUCACGAGCCACAAAUGAAGACAAAAUUAAAAACAAUGAAGAACCUUUGGUUGGGGAUAAACUCGACAUUAAAAUGACAAACCUUGAAAAACGCGAACACAGCAGCAGCAGUUACGAUGAGAAAUAGAAAAACGAAGUUUUUUUCUCUUC
This is a messenger RNA of Notodromas monacha, 950 nucleotides long. The record is from the annotation of a GenBank genome assembly. Lineage: Eukaryota; Metazoa; Arthropoda; Ostracoda; Podocopida; Cyprididae.